Messenger RNA from Chilo suppressalis (striped riceborer), 829 nucleotides. Lineage: Eukaryota; Metazoa; Arthropoda; Insecta; Lepidoptera; Crambidae. The record is from the annotation of a GenBank genome assembly.
GAGUGGAGACAAAAUUAUUUCAGAAAUAUUCUGCAUCUGUUAAACGAUAUAAAGCGAUGUACUGUCAAUCGAGAAUGGUAUAAUUAUAGUUUCCUGUACGAAUUCGUAAUUAAUUAGGUUAUUUUUUGAAAAAAUGGCACUUGCGAAAACUUUGUCAGCUGUUCCUAGAUUAUUUGUUUCCAGGACUGGAAUUUAUAGUUUACAGGGUCAUUACAUAAAUAGAAAUGGAGAUGAUGGUCAUGGUCAUUACCACAACAUUGCAUUACAAAGGCGUACUUUCCUUGAUUUCCCUAAAAAAAAACGUACGAGAGAAUAUUGUGGUAGACAGUUAGUUGGGUAUACAAUGGAGCAGAUGUAUGAAGUUGUAUCUGAUGUAGAAAAUUAUUAUAAAUUCGUUCCUUGGUGUAAAAAGUCAGUAGUUAAUCUUAAAACUCCUGCUAGGCUAAAAGCUGACUUGAUUGUUGGAUUUCCACCUAUUAAUGAAAGCUACACAUCUGAUGUCACAUUAAUCAAACCACACUUGGUUAAAGCUAAGUGCACAGAUGGAAGACUCUUCCACCAUAUGCUUACCCUGUGGCGAUUCAGUCCUGGCCUUAAGAAAGAACAGCAGUCAUGUGUUGUUGAUUUUCAGAUAACAUUUGAAUUUAAGUCCACUUUCCAUUCUCAUUUGUCUAAUCUUUUUUUUGAUCAAGUAGCUAGACAAAUGGAAGGUGCUUUCAUAAGAGAAGUUGGAAAAAGAUAUGGUCCAGCCACAAUGAGACCUAGAAACUUACUUUUGAAAAACCAAGCUAUCAAAAGUUGACAUUAAAUUUGUUUCUUGAAGUAGCUG